Penicillium olsonii is the source of this 1269-nucleotide messenger RNA. The record is from the annotation of a GenBank genome assembly. Lineage: Eukaryota; Fungi; Ascomycota; Eurotiomycetes; Eurotiales; Aspergillaceae.
AUGAAGACCAGAUCAGCACCGGCUUCAAAGGCCAAUGUCUCCGAUGAAUCUGAACAAAAAUCAAAAUCCUUGGUCGCCGCGGAAAAGCCAAGCAAAACUUUUAUCCUCCCGUCCGGGGCAAGCGACAAUGCGCGACUCCUCUUGCUCCCGCAACCCCAAUCGGGGGAGCUAGGUCGCUACUUUUUCUGUCCGGAUCGCGGCGUAUACGAAUUCACUGUUGUCGCGCCCCCUGCGCACUCGGCGCGCAGCAUACUCUUCACCCACACGUCAGGCGAGGCCCCCUCGGAGGGCGAGGCAAGUACGAAGCCAUCUCUGCAAGGAUCAAUCACCAAGAAGGCAGAGCUACUGGUCGCAACACCCAUUGAUGUUAUGUUCUUCAUGGUGUCCUUGCUGGCACCCUCUUCGAAGGCAGGACCCGCUCUUUUCCAGCCAUUGGACGAUAUAAUCGACUCUCACGACGACAUGCCAAAGCACAUGCGCCAAGUCCUCUAUGAUGAAAAAUUCACGAGCUCUCUGUUACCGCGUGUUGAAGCUAUCUGCGAUGUCGUCGAAGCCGGCGACGAGAAGAUGUUCCGAUUCAGCGAGAUGAAGCUCGUUAAGGAAUUGGUCGCCAAGGCAGAGCGCAUGGCAGACCGAGGACUCCCUGCCAGUUUGGAGGAACGGUUCAUCCGCCAGGCCCUGGCUACCCCCCUGAUGGCGGUCAAACGCCAAGAUGUGGUCACUACCCAAGAACCGUCUGAGACUGAAUCCGGAGCCAAGUCAGAGGGGCCAGAUUCUCCGUCAACAGUGGCAACGGCUGCUACUCCCUCAAUUUCAACACCUGCAGGGGAAUCUACACCAGCCCCACAGCCGGACACUGAAGAUCCAUCAUUGAAACAUGUCACACGGUUGCUCCAGAUCUCCACGGCCCUCUCUUUUAUGAAGGAAUCGUAUCUGCCGGCCGCAACAGCAUUGCGGUUAGAGGAAAUAAUAGCGUCCGCAGAGAGCCCUCUUGACUUUAAUCCGCUGAAGGACCGACUCAAGGAAAUCGCAGAGCUUCGCGCCCAAGCUCUCGCCUCGCGUGACAUGUCCAACUUCACAAAGAAACGCAGCCUCGAUGACGAAGAAGAGGACACGAGAGCCGAGAAGAAGCGCCGUAAGGACGAGGAAGAGAAGAAGGCUAAAGCAGCCGAGUCUCAAGGAGUUAAGAACCUAAAGAAGGUCAACACUAGUGGCAUGGCGAAGAUGAGCUCUUUCUUCGCCAAGGCCCCUCCCAAGAAAAAGGCUUGA